Messenger RNA from Lepus europaeus (European hare), 2922 nucleotides. RefSeq names its product vesicle associated membrane protein 1 (gene VAMP1). Gene Ontology annotation, biological process: SNARE complex assembly; vesicle-mediated transport; vesicle fusion. Gene Ontology annotation, cellular component: plasma membrane; SNARE complex. The record is from RefSeq and is a predicted model, not a curated record. The transcript has 4 exons. NCBI's taxonomy places the organism in Eukaryota, Metazoa, Chordata, Mammalia, Lagomorpha, Leporidae. The coding region runs from base 115 to 468 and encodes 117 amino acids. Gene Ontology annotation, molecular function: SNAP receptor activity; syntaxin binding.
CCGGGUGGUCAGCGGCAGGCGGAGCUCGGUGGUUCCGGCCGCAGCGUCCCACCGCCCCGUGUCUCGUCGCAGCCUCGGCAGAGGGGACGGACCCAACCUCCCUCCGUCAGAAAAAUGUCGGCUCCAGCCCAGCCACCUGCCGAAGGGACAGAAGGGGCCGCCCCAGGUGGGGGUCCCCCUGGCCCUCCUCCCAACAUGACCAGUAACAGACGACUACAGCAAACGCAGGCGCAAGUGGAGGAGGUGGUGGACAUCAUGCGUGUGAACGUGGACAAGGUCCUGGAGAGGGACCAGAAGCUCUCCGAACUGGAUGACCGAGCUGACGCCUUGCAGGCAGGUGCAUCCCAGUUUGAGAGCAGUGCUGCCAAGCUAAAGAGGAAGUAUUGGUGGAAAAACUGCAAGAUGAUGAUCAUGCUGGGAGCUAUCUGUGCCAUCAUCGUGGUAGUUAUUGUAAGUAAGUAUCGCUGAGGUUGCUCGUGGGGUGAAGAGGUGGGAAGGUCCCGGAGUCUCCUCCCAGCCCUGCCUGCCUGCCUGCCUGCCUGGGGAGUGGGGCUGCUCUGACUGAGGUAUGGAGACCGCUGCUGGGGGAUCAUCGCCUGGUUCGGGAGGGCGGAAGGGCGUAGCCAAGGGGCUUCCUCAAUGGACAGGCCUGCUCCUUGCAAGGAUUGGCGGGGAGGAGGCCCCUCCUGUUCUGAGGAAGUGGGGCUGGCUGGGGUCAGAGGGUCAGUAUGGGCAUGGGGUGCAGGUGCACCUGAAAGACCUGAAUGUGUGGUGACUUGAUGUAACUUGCCCUCUUGUUUUCUCCUGUCUCUCUCUCUCUUCCGUCUGGGACUUCCUGAUUCCUGUGUGCAGUCUACUUUUUUACUUGAGAAUGUGCCACCCCCGCCCUGUCCUCCAUUGCCACCCAGACUCACGUCCUUCUCCCUCUGUCUGCUCUCUUCAACAACGCCCCCAUCUGCCUCCCUCCAUCCCGGCCCAGGCUUCUCCACCACCCACUCCUCUGUGCUGCGUCCAUUUGCUCCGUGUCCCUGCACACUGGAAAUGCUGCUCGUGGCGCAGUCUUGACGUCACCACCUGAAAGGCAACAGCUGGUGCCUCCUCCCUGCCCCCUUUCUGUGUAUUCCAGUUCCCCGAGAGCCAAAGAAGGGUUGGAAGGCUGAGAAGUGCGCAGGCAGUUGCCAAGAGGCAGGGGAGGGGAGGUCAUUGGUGCCCGUAGCGUCUCCCAGACAGGCCAGGCCGCUGGCAGGAGGAGGCCCUGGAGAGUUAGAAAGACGGCGGCUUGCUCGGCGCUGCCCUGGUCACCUGCAGCUUUUCUGCUGUCCCAGGCCUGAAGGGGGUGCCGGCGAUUGGUCCAGAGUCUACCGUAGUCUCACGCAAUACCCUGGGUUUUGCAGUUAGUCCUGAUCUGUGAGUUCAAGAGUUUCUAAAUCUCUGGGGAUCUUACAGCCUUUUGCUUUGUUCUCUGUCGGUCUGGAGAACACUUCAUGAUUAUGAAAAUACCGGGACUCCGACUUCCAUCCCGGAGCAGUCCCAUUGCCGCUAACCGGAAGGAGCUCUCUCUUCUUCCCAUUUUCUGCGGCAUUCUAUACUGUUUACGACGCCACCAAAUGAUUUCAUCAGCUGAAGUUGGAGACUCUUAAUUAAUUUUAAUUAGUGGCAAAGAGAAUGGGAAAGCCUGUUAGAGACAGAGAAGCAGUGAUUCAGGGGCCUGCGCUGAAAACAGCAGCUUGUUGCCUCUCCCUAAGGAAGGUCAGGUGCAUGAAGAAGUGUGAGGCUGUUAGAAGGGGGGCUCCCAGGACCCCCUGAAGCCUCUCCUCCAUACCACCCCAGUGUCCUUGCUCAAGGGAGGGGCGGAGCAAGAGGUUCCUCCUGGGGCCGGGCUGGCCUCGAGGACACAGAGCAGGUGGGCAGGUGUGCUUGUGUGUGGCUGUCCUGUUGUGGGUGCUUGUCUGUCCCCCUUCGGAAGCACCCAUUCCCGCCCGGAAUUUGACUGUCCCCCUAUCUUUUCCUCCUGGAUCGGUUUGUGUGUACAGAGAGCGGAGCCUGAGGGUGCGAGCCAGUCACCAUGGGAAGAGGGGCUAAGCUUCAGGAAACCCAGGUGAGGGGGAGGGCCAGCUGGGAACACAAGUGGCGUCCCCACGGCCCACAUUCCCUCGGUCCUCCCAUCCACACGCAGGGGAAGGCUGGGGCCGUGCCGGGCCCAGCCUGGAGGCCCACGUUCCACGCUGCAGCAUUUCACGGUGCAAAACCAUCCUUCCUCUCCUUCCGCCCCGACUUCCCACGGUCCCUUCGUCCUGCCCCCAGGGCGGGACUGAAGAGCUGGAAGACAGCGGUCAGUGUACCCUCCCAGUGGGCCCCUCGAAGGCCUCCGCUCUCCUCUGGGCUCCUCCUUGCCUCAGGCAGGGGUCACCGCUGGAGAAGAACCACCACUGUCCUCGCUGUGCCCCACGCCUGGAGCAAAUCUGCCCUCCUGGCUCCUCCGCCCUCCUAUGGGACACCUUUCCCGGGUUUCUGUCCCUGUGAGGCUCACCAGCUGUAGCUGUCUUGGUUUUUGGGGGGCUGUUAGCCCUCCUACUUUCUUUCUCACCCCUCCCAGGCCCUCUUCUGUGUCUUUGCUAUCCCUUGUCCUCCCCACCGCCCAUGUGCAUGAGCAAAUAUGCAACUGAACCCGGGACUUGGCCGUCGAGUGAAGCCGAGCUUCCCACAUCCCCUUCUCCAGUUUGCCAUGAGAUGAUGUGGGGUGUCCACCGUGUGUCUGUCAUCGCCUCUCUGUCUUUUUUCCUAACCCCAACCUCAUACUUGUAUAGAGUAAUACAGUUGUACUUCCACCAAAGGCAUGUGGCAUUUACCGACUUCAUGUAUUCUCAGCAAAGGCAAAAAAUACAGAUUCCUACCGGUACACCGACUCGGUGGUUGUCUGGG